AUGGCAAAACAAGAGACAACCCUAAACUAUGAUGAACAUGAUGUUCAUCCAAGUAAUUAUCUAUUAACUAAUCCAACAACACCACCAUCCUCUUUGACCAAUCAAUCAUCAUAUGAUCUAAAGAAAGGUGGAUCUGUUAAUAUAUCAUUACCAACUCGAUUGAUUAGAGCCGUUUACAAUAAUAACUUUGCAGAGAUUGAUCAAUUAUUAAAUACUCAACCUGAUAUGGUUAAUAUUGCUGAGCCUAUCAAUGGUUAUACUCCACUCAUGUUGGCUGCUGAGAAUCCAAAUGAUCAAAUAUCAUAUCUUGUUUGUAAAAGAUUAAUAGAAGCUGGAGCACUCAUUAAAGUGAUGACUAAAAGAGGACAUACUCCAUUUGGACAGGCUUGUUCAUUUGGUAAUUUAAAGGCUGCUCAGUAUAUGGCUGCCGUUGACCAAUCACUCAUCGAUGAAAUCCUUCCAGUUCCACCUAUUGUAGUGGCCGCUGAAAAGGGACAUUUAAAGGUAGUACAAUGGUUGGUAGAAAGCGGUGCCUAUAUUAAUGCACAAUGUGUCAAGGCGUCAAUGGGUAACAAAGGUAUCACAUGUCUACACCAAGCAAGUUGCAAGGGACACCUAGAUAUUGUACAAUUUUUGGUUGAAAGAUACAACUUUCCAAUCGAAGACUGUUCCAAUAAACUAUCGUGUACGUCUCUAUACCUUGCCAUUGAACAGAAUCAACUGGCCAUUGCAGAAUACCUUUUACAAAGAGGUGCCAACCCAAAUACACCACGAUCCGAUGGUGUCUCUGGUUUGGCCAUUGCAUCAUUCAAAGGAUACACAGAUAUGGUACAACUCAUCAUCAAAUACAAUGCCAACCCAAAUCAACAAACCCUCUCUGGUCUAACAGCUUUGGAUUAUGCCAUUAAACAAGGACAUCAAUCAAUUGUACAAUUAUUACUUCCAAUUACUAAAUCAAAUAAUACAAAUACAACAAACUAUACAACAACGACAACAACAACAACACCAUUGAAAUCAAAUAAUAAUAAUAAUAAUAAUAACGAUACUAUAUUUGCCAAACCAGCACCAAAAAUACCAUCCUCUAUGAUUAUGAAUAAUCAUAAGAUAUAA
Cavenderia fasciculata is the source of this 1110-nucleotide messenger RNA. Its product is annotated as ankyrin 2,3/unc44. The coding region runs from base 1 to 1110 and encodes 369 amino acids. NCBI's taxonomy places the organism in Eukaryota, Evosea, Eumycetozoa, Acytosteliales, Cavenderiaceae. The transcript is spliced from 2 exons. The record is from RefSeq and is a predicted model, not a curated record. Gene Ontology annotation, molecular function: protein binding.